Puccinia graminis f. sp. tritici CRL 75-36-700-3 is the source of this 1042-nucleotide messenger RNA. RefSeq lists its product as uncharacterized. Bases 23 to 1042 code for a protein of 339 amino acids. The transcript has 2 exons. NCBI's taxonomy places the organism in Eukaryota, Fungi, Basidiomycota, Pucciniomycetes, Pucciniales, Pucciniaceae. The record is from RefSeq and is a predicted model, not a curated record.
CCACCACAUAUCUCCUAUAUCCAUGCCUCCCAAAACUGUGGUAGUCGAUCCUCUCCUGGCAUCAAUGACUCCCAACACACCAACUCCGACAACCCGUACGAUGCCGAUAACUCAACCGGAUUCGAAUCCAACCGAUCCAAAUGCAACCCCCAGAGCCUCGGCGACUGAACCAGCUCCUUCAGAUGGACGCGACAAAGGUGAAGAAGCGCCAAAGAAGAAGGCCCCAAAGUGGACGAUUGAGGAGGAUAAGCAGCUCUGUGCUGCAUGGUUGAAUACAAGCCGAGAUAGUAUCGUUGGGGCCGGUCAGAAAGCGGGAACGUUCUGGGAACGAGUUCACCAACUCUACGCCGAUUUUGUUGUGGAUUUCAACAAGGACCACAAGAACUCCAAAACACAAAAACCUUUACCAGUUCGACCAACAAAUGCGAUCGAAUGUCGUUGGGGCCACAUCCUGAGGGUUUGCAACAAAUUUGGCGGAAGUUACUCGCAAGUCGAGCGUCGAAUGAGAAGUGGAAUGAGUCGCGAUGAUGUUCUUGCUGAGGCCAAGGAGCUCUACAAAUCCGAGAACGAAUCAACGUUCAAUCUCGAUCACUGUUGGGCAAUCUUGAGAGAGCACCCCAAGUGGCAGGCUACUCAGCAAGAGAUCGAUCUCAAAGCCAAAAAGUCAAAGCAACCGAGUAACACACCCACGACUGACGACACUGCGCAAUCUAGCUCCCAAGCUGACACUCAACCUGAUGAGGAGGACGAACAAUCAACCCGUAGCGCCCUUGGAUCUGAAUCUCGUCCAGAAGGAAACAAAGCAGCAAAAAGAAAACGCGAUGAAGAUGCGAUGUUGGAGAAGAUAAUCAGAACUCAGGAAGAGCUUGUCAAGAUCUCGAAGGAACGAUCGGCAUCGGUUCAAAAGGCGAUGCAGGAGGCUUCAGCGGCAAAGCAGUCGGAGGCAGAUGAUCGCAUCAUGGCGAUGGACAUCAGCGGUUUGGAUGAGGAGGCCAAAGCCUACUGGCAGAAAAAACGACGUGCGAUUUUGGAUCGCUCUUAG